This is a messenger RNA of Trachymyrmex septentrionalis, 2606 nucleotides long. RefSeq names its product DNA-directed RNA polymerase III subunit RPC7-like (gene Polr3G). Lineage: Eukaryota; Metazoa; Arthropoda; Insecta; Hymenoptera; Formicidae. The record is from RefSeq and is a predicted model, not a curated record. Gene Ontology annotation, biological process: transcription by RNA polymerase III. Gene Ontology annotation, cellular component: RNA polymerase III complex. Bases 112 to 756 code for a protein of 214 amino acids. The transcript has 2 exons.
GGUCUUUCGUAUUAAGCAAGAAGAGCUUGAAAAGAAAAGCGAUAAAAAAGAGUUAGCAACUCAACAAGUUUAAGGUCAUCGGACGAAAAAGAUAGCAAUAUCGAGAACAAAAUGACAGGACGUAGAGGACGAUGGCAUGGCAGUAGAGGAAGAUCUGCUAUGCCCUUUUCCAUAGAACAGUUUAUCUCUAAAGGAGAAACACUACCAACACCAGUUUCGCAACCAUCUUCAAGUUAUCCUCCGUUGGAGCGCAAACCUCCACCUAUUCAAAUAACCAGCGAGAUGGAGUAUCUAGUGGGAUUGAAAAGGCAUUUCACUGAAUAUAUGCGAGAGUCACCAUAUUAUGUGAAAGCUCCUGUUGUAAAUGAAGAUAUUGAACGAUACAGCGAUGCUUUUAAAGAAGAUUUCACAGACAAUGAUGAAUCGAAAUAUGAGAAGUACCAUGAUUGGAGCUUAAUGCCUGAGGAAUUAAAAGCGGUGAGAAAACGAAAACCCCGGCAGCAUACAGGAAAUAGGAAGAAAAAGGACAUGGAUAUUAUGAAAAAGUUGUCAGAAUUGGAGAAAAAAGAAAAUAUGCAAGAAGAGGAAGAUAAAGAAGAAGGGAAUGAAGAGGAGAAUGGUGAAGAAAAGGAAGAUGGUGCAAGGGAGGAGGAGCAAGAUGAGAUGGAUAUUGGGACUGAUUAUACAAUUGAACACACUGAUAAUGGCGAAAUUGAAACCGAUGAUGAAACUGACGACGUGUCUUUUGUUACAUAAAUACUUGUAUGUUUCAGUAAAAUUUUUUUUUAUAUCUUGCUCUUUUAUCUGUCAGACAUUUUCAAAGCUUUAAUCACAAGUAGAGUUGAAAAGGCAUUUCACCGAGUAUACUAUAUGUAAGAGUCGAAUGUAAAUAUGUCGUCAAAUUAUGUGAAAACUGCUGUUGAAAAUGAAGAUAUUAAACAAUAUUUUUAAAGACGAUUUCACAGAAAAUGAUGAAUCAAAAGAUAAGGGCGCCGAGAAACUGAAAACCCUUUUACUGCAAAUUUACCGUGGUUACUGCAAAUUCACUUAAAUUACGUAAGAUUUUUAUUCUUUAUAAUUUCUCACUUAAUUUUAAUUUUAUUGUUUAGAGAAAACCGAUUAGCGCGUAAGUUAAUGAGAAUGUCAAAAGAUUGUGUUCAUAUAUAUGUGACUCACUACUAAACAUAAUAUAGACUGAAUAAAUAAUAUUGGUUUAUUUUUUUUUUUUUUCUUAGAACAAAUUCUCCAUAACAUCGUUCUUCUUGUUCUUCUUCUGUUAGGCCUCUGGCUUGUGUUACACCUCUUUCAUAUUUAUGCUGAUUAUUUGCUACGAAGUAUAUGAAGCCUACAAUUUUAAUGACGAUUCCGAACGGUGGAUUUUUCGAGAGGAGUUUCUGUGAAUAAGGAUAUUCUCUGAAGAUUGUCGGCCUUUUUUGAGAGGAGACACGAGCGUAAAUAUUUGAUUGCUACCGAGAUCGAACCCGGGACUUCUGGCAUGACAGACCAGUAUAUUGUCUGCCAUGCCACUCUCGUGCUUGUUAACAUCGAUUUUUAAUUUCAAAUAACGAUGGGACAUAAAUACGUUUAGCUUUUCUUUGCUAUUCUCUCGUUAUUGAUAGGGAAGGAAAGGAUUCGUCGUAACAUGUGGAUAUACAAUAAUUCGAAGUAGGGGGCACGUAGCGUGACAAUUAAAAUAGUCUAGAAAUCACAGGAAGCGUCGGCGUGUUUUUUUAUUACGAGUAUUUCACAAUUUCUAAUAUAUAAUAUAUUUAUAUAAUAUAUAUAGCCAUAAUAAUCUGCAAUUGUAAUAAAUGACCCUUUUCUAUGAUGCCAUCGGAUAGUACAAACGCAAUGUUUCUUGGGGUGAAUGACUGGGAAAAGGGGGAGGUAGAGGGGGAGGAAGGAGUAAAAAGAUAGAGGAAUGGUAUGUAGAAUACGCAAAAAUAUCAUAGCGUUUAUAAUGCUCGUUAUGUAUACGUUAAGUUUUAAUGAUUUCAUCCCGUGUUUAUAUAUGUAUAUAUUUUUUUCCUUUAUUUCUCUAAUGAAUUGCCGACCGCGAAUUAAGCACUUUAAAAAUCCGUGUAUUAUAAGGAAACAAAAAUUAAAUCGCAGAGAGAAAGUUUUCCGAACUCCCGUAAAACUUCCAGUCACUGGAUCAUUCGUCGUUCUUCUAAGACCGAGUCCGUUAUCAGAGGAUAUCUUAGAACUAUUGAGAGAUCCGAAUUCUUUGCAAUAAAUAACCCGGAAAGGGAAAGAAAUUGCGCGAAAUUUUUCUUUAAUUUGACGCGAUGUGAUGUAAAUUUAGAAUGCGAUGGCAGUAAAUCGCAAAAAUAAUUCCGUUCAUUACUACUUUUUUUAUCAAAAAUUCGGAAUUCUUCGACCGAGUCAAAUCGUUCUAAGUUGCAAGGUCUAAUAAAGCACUUGGGAGUUAUCGCAAAUGAUUUGAACUUAAUUAUUUAUAUAACGAGCCGUAUAUCUUUCAUGCGGAAUUAUGCGUGCAAAAAAAAUAAUACAUCUUUUACAUUUCAUGAUUUUAAACGAUAUAAGAUCAAUAACAGUAUCAGAUCGAUACUAAUUGAGCCAAUUAAACUACAUGUACGGUAAUA